Molecule: messenger RNA, 1104 nt
Organism: Didymosphaeria variabile
Lineage: Eukaryota; Fungi; Ascomycota; Dothideomycetes; Pleosporales; Didymosphaeriaceae
Exons: 1
Coding region: 1-1104 (367 amino acids)
Molecular function (GO): oxidoreductase activity, acting on NAD(P)H
Source: RefSeq, a predicted model, not a curated record
AUGCCUAACAACUCCGCAGCGUGGAUGCCAGGUCCGAAGCAACAACUCCAAGUCAGAGAAGCGCCAUAUACCAAACCUGGACCUGGUGAAAUUGUUGUUCGCAAUCGAGCUGUGGCGAUUAAUCCCAUCAACUGGAUACUCCAAACGAAUGGCACGGCCAUGGCAUUCGGUUGGAUCAAGUACCCUUUCGUCUUUGGAAGCGAUGUCGCUGGAGAAGUAGUCCAGGUUGGAGAGCAAGUAACUCGCAUCAAAGUUGGCGACCGUGUUACAGGCCAAGCGCACAGUGUGGAGAAGGAUAUCAACAACUCUGCAUAUGGAGGCUUUCAGCAGUAUACAAUUUUGCUAGAGAGGAAUACCGCCACGAUCCCGGAGAACAUGUCAUUUGAAUCUGCAACAGUACUUCCACUGACUUUAACGACUGCCGCGGCUGGGCUCUUCGAGAAGAGCCAGUUGAAUCUGGAAUAUCCUCAACUGGAAGCAAAACCAACUGGAAAGACGCUUCUUGUAUGGGGAGGUUCGACGAGUGUGGGCCUCAAUGCGAUCCAACUCGCGGUGGCUGCUGGCUACGAUGUUAUUUCUACAUCUUCACCCCGCAACUUCAACCUGCUGAAGUCGCUCGGUGCCAGCGAAGUUUUCGACUACAACGACCCCAAAGUCGUGGACGCUAUUGUCGAGGCCAUGAAGGGAAGAAUAUCUGCAGGAGCUAUAGCCAUCGGGGAGAACUCAAUGUUCCGAUGUUUGGACGUAUUGGGUCGCAGUAAGGGUGACAAACACAUGGCAAUGGCAACAUUUCCGAUUCCAUCGCAGCCGAAGCGGUUCGCCCUUCUGCAGACCAUUUACUGUUACGUUACGUCGAUGAUAUCAAUCACCAUCAAGUCGAAACUACGAGGCAUUACAACGAGCUUCAUCUGGGGCUCAUUGGCUCACUCACCGGUUGGAGAAGCUGUGUAUGCGAAAUAUCUGCCCGAGGCCCUCGCAACUGGCAAGUUCAGAGCGGCACCAGAGCCCCUGGUGGCAGGAGAAGGACUAGAAGCGAUACAAGGUGCGAUCGACUUGCAGAAGAAGGGGGUCUCGGCCAAGAAGGUAGUCGUGAGCUUGAAUUAG